UGCUCUCUCCAUCUCUCCCGUUUCCCUCCUCCUCCUCCUCCCCCCUUUAGAUUUCCAGCUGCAAAACCUGACGGCCUGUUUUUUUUGUUUUUGUUUUUUUUAAAGAUAAUUUCUCCUCUUCACCCCCUUUGCCCCUUUCUGUCACCCCAUUUGGGGCUCCCUUCACUUUCAUUAUUUUUUUAUUUUUUUCCUUCCAGUGUUUUCCUCUUAUAAUUUCUACUUCAUUGCUGCUUGUAUUUGUGUGCAUCUUCAUUGUACUCUCUUGCUCCUUGACACACUCAUCUCUCUUAUCUCCAUCUCAGGCAUUUUCAUAAUUGCAACCUGUCUUUUCCAUGCAAAUACACUGUAGAUAUAGUUAUAAAUGCACUAAAUUAAUAUAAAUACCACUCAUUACACCCAAUACCAUUUUUGCAUCUCUGUCUCCCUCAGUCCAUUCUUUUCUCUGUCAUCUCCCACUCUCCCUCUCACCCCUGCAGUGCAAUCUUCCUUUUCCUCAAUGUGAUUAGAUUCUAUUCCUUCUCCUGGUGUUUUUUCUCCGGGGGAUUUUCGAUGUUCAGAUUCACGUCUUAGCAGUGGAAUGAUGUUCUAUGCUCCCUUCAGAGAGCUGUUAAUCCAGUUACAGAUUUUCUACAUUUGCCCAUUAACAUGCACAACACAGAUGCUCGAGGACCUCCCAUGCAUCGUAUGCCCUAUGUCACCUCUCCAUACGACCGUCCAGCCUGGAACCCAAGAUACUGUGUCCUCUCUGGAAAUCAGCUUCUUAUGCUUGAUGAGGAGGAGGUUAACCCGCUGUUGAUACGUGAGAGGAGGACUGAUCCAACCAGAACAAAGUUCCUAAGGCGCACAGUCAGUGUCCCCGUGGAGGGGAAGCAGCCUGACGAACAAGAUUAUCACCUUGCACGUUCCCGGAGGAAAAGCGUCCCAGGGGGGAAACAGCCCAGUAUGGACGCCCCUCCCACCGCACCCUUUCGACCGUCGCAGGGAUUCCUGAGCCGUCGUUUGAAGAGCUCUAUAAAGAGGACAAAGAGUCAGCCCAAAUUAGACAGGACCAGCAGCUUUCGGCAAAUCUUGCCCAGGUUUCGAAGCGCUGAUCAUGAUAGGGCACGUCUCAUGCAGGCCUUUAAGGAGUCACACUCUCACGAGUCCUUGCUUAGUCCUAGCAGUGCUGCAGAGGCUUUGGAUCUGAAUUUGGAUGAGGAUUCUGUGGUGAAGCCUGUACACAGCAGCAUUUUGGGACAGGAGUUCUGCUUUGAGGUGACCACAUCAUCAGGUACCAAAUGUUUUGCCUGUCGUUCUGCCGCUGAAAGAGACAAAUGGAUUGAGAAUCUUCAAAGAGCUGUAAAGCCUAAUAAGGAUAACAGUCGGCGGGUAGAUAAUGUCUUAAAGUUGUGGAUUAUUGAAGGCCGUGAUCUUCCCCCCAAGAAGCGUUAUUAUUGUGAGCUCUGUUUGGAUGAUAUUUUGUAUGCCCGUACCACCAGUAAGCCUCGGGGUGAGACUGUCUUUUGGGGGGAACACUUUGAAUUUAACAACCUUCCAGCUGUUCGGAACCUGCGCUUGCACCUCUACAAAGACACAGACAAGAAAAGGCGCAAGGAAAAGAGUAACUAUGUGGGCAUGGUGAACGUGCCUAUUGCCAGCAUCAGUGGGCGCCACUUUGUGGAACAGUGGUACCCAGUUUCUCAGCCCACAUCCUACAAAGGGAAGAGCAGCUGUCCCUCCAUUCGCCUAAAAUCCCGAUACCAAACCAUGAGCAUCCUCCCCAUGGAGCUGUACAAGGAGUUUGCAGAGUAUGUCACCAACAACUACCGAAUGCUGUGCGCUGUACUGGAGCCUGUGCUAAGUGUGAAGAGCAAAGAGGAGGUUGCAUGUGCUUUAGUGCAUAUACUGCAAAGCACAGGCAAGGCUAAGGACUUCCUUUCAGACAUGGCUAUGACAGAGGUUGAUCGGUUCCUUGACAGAGAGCACCUUAUUCUCCGUGAGAACACACUUGCAACUAAAGCCAUAGAGGAGUAUCUGAAACUGAUAGGACAGAGAUACCUCAAGGAUUCCAUUGGUGAGUUUAUCCGGGCACUGUAUGAGUCUGAGGAGGACUGUGAGGUUGAUCCCAUGCGUUGUCCACCCUCUGCAUUGCCCGAUCACCAGGCCAAUCUCAGGAUGUGCUGUGAACUCGCCCUUUGCAAAGUCUUUAACUCUCAUAGUGUGUUUCCUAGGGAGUUGAAGGAAGUCUUUGCCUCUUGGAGGAUGCGCUGUGCAGAGCGCGGCCGGGAAGAUAUAGCAGAUCGACUCAUCAGUGCCUCUCUUUUCCUCCGAUUCAUGUGUCCUGCAAUUAUGUCCCCUAGUCUCUUCAGCCUAAUGCAGGAGUACCCCGAUGAUCAAACAUCUAGGACCCUCACGCUCAUCGCUAAAGUCAUCCAGAACCUAGCCAACUUUAACUACAAGUUCAGCAGUAAAGAAGAAUAUAUGACCUUUAUGAAUGAGUUCCUAGAGACGGAGUUGGCGACUAUGCAGAAUUUCCUGUAUGAGAUCUCAAACCUGGAUUCGCUCACCAACAGCGGUAACUUUGAAGGCUACAUUGACCUUGGGCGGGAGCUGAGCACACUUCAUGCCCUGCUUUGGGAGGUGAUCCCCCAGCUUAGUAAGGAUGCACUUAUAAAGUUGGGACCCCUUCCACGCCUCCUUAAUGACAUCAGCCUAGCUCUCAGGAACCCCCAUAUCCAGCGACAACCAAGCCACCAAGAACGACUGCCACCCCCAAAACCUGUCAUUCUGAGGGGUCCUUCAGCUGAGCUGCAGAGCUACUUGGUGCGAGACCUCAACAGCUCUAUUGACAUGACUCGCCUACCCUCACCAACUAAGGAUAAACCAUCAAAAGAUAUGUUUUUUGUAUCACGUCGCCCUCUUACUCGCUCCUCGCCAGCCUACUGCACCAGCAGCUCAGACAUCACAGAACCAGAUCAGAAGAUGCUGAGCGUGAACAAGAGUGUGUCCAUGAUGGACUUGCAGGAUAGCCGAAUGAAUAGCGUAACCAACUUGCAGGCUGUAGGUGACCUGCUGAACUCCAGCCAGGCCUCCAUAUCAGGGGGCUUACGUCCGGGGGGCCGGCUCUCCCAGGGCAGUGGAUCCAGCAUUGCAGCGGGUCUGAGGCUCAGUCAAAUGGGGGUCACCACUGAUGGGCUCUCGGCUCAACAGCUACGCAUUCCGUUGUCCUUCCAGAACCCACUCUUCCACAUGGCUCCUGAUGGGCCUGGUGGGCCCCCAUCUCAUCCUGCUCCUCACCGACCAGACCCUGGAGCUGAUACCUUUGCUCCUUUCCAUGGUUAUAGCAAGAGUGAGGACUUGAGCUCCGGGAAGCACAUGCUUCACAGUCACAGCUACAGCGACGAAUUCAACCGGCAGGGGUCAGAGUUAAGUAAAAGGCAGUUAUCCCUCCAGGACAAUCUUCAGCAGAUGCUGUCACCCCCUCAAAUAACCAUUGGGCCUGGAGUGCCACGAAGGCAAGACUCACAGCCUCCCCCUUUGCAGAGGGGAAAAUCCCAACAACUGACAGUGCAGGCAGCCCAUAAACCUCGGCCAAGCAGUGGCAACCUCCUACAGAGUCCAGAACCAAUGUACGGGGCUGCAAGAACUAGGCAACAGUCAGUUGAAAAGGAUGCAGGUGGCUUGAAACCCUCAAUAACAAAGCAGCACUCCCAUGCACAGGCCACUUUGAACCCUGUCACCCCAGCCUCAGAACGCACAGUUGCCUGGGUAUCCAACAUGCCCCACCUUUCAGCUGAUAUUGAGAGCGCACACAUAGAACGGGAGGAGUAUAAGUUGAAGGAAUACUCUAAAUCAAUGGAUGAGAGCCGUCUUGAAAGGGUAAAAGAGUAUGAGGAAGAGAUUUACUCUUUGAAAGAGAGGCUGUUGAUGUCAAACCGGAAGCUGGAGGAAUAUGAGAGGCGUCUUCUUACACAGGAAGAACAAACUAAUAAGGUGCUGCAUCAAUAUCAGUCACGUCUGGAACAGAGUGAAAAACGUUUGCGACAGCAGCAGGUUGAGAAGGACUCGCAGAUAAAGAGCAUCUUAAACAGGUUAGAAAUGGUUGAUGGUGGUGGAGGAGGAGAUCAGGAAGGAUCACUCGCAAGAACCCAUCGAUAUGAAGAGGAGACUUAUCGAGGCUCAGAGAAGAAGUUUCCCUCCGUGGGUACAGCAGACCUGCGUCUGAGGCUGGCGACUCCAUGGAAUGGGGCCCUCCCGCCUCUGCCUCCUCGACUCCAAAUCACAGAAAAUGGAGACUUUCUAAACUCAAGUGACCAUCACUAACUGGAGCUGAGGGGUCCAUCCAGGAGCCUGUGAGUGGGAGAAGGGAAGACUGGCAUUCCCCCACUGAGGCGUCUGUCCAAGAGCCUGAGGGGGAGGGGGCUGGGAACCCCUUCCCCCUGACUCUGACCCCCUCCCUCUGUGCC
This is a messenger RNA of Xenopus laevis (African clawed frog), 4445 nucleotides long. It is a transcript of the gene syngap1.S, whose product is annotated as synaptic Ras GTPase activating protein 1 S homeolog. The record is from RefSeq and is a predicted model, not a curated record. The coding region runs from base 646 to 4302 and encodes 1218 amino acids. NCBI's taxonomy places the organism in Eukaryota, Metazoa, Chordata, Amphibia, Anura, Pipidae. The transcript has 20 exons.